AUGGCGACGCGGGCGUCCCUGCGAUCUCGCCAUCGCGUCGUCGAGCGCGAAGACAGAUCACAACCUAUGCACGCGUCGCAGUUUCGAUCCCCGGACGCGAUCGAGGGCGAAGUGGAGAAUUCGGAGAGCGAAGACGUCGAGGAAGACGAGGAGGCGCAGAGUUUAGGAAACGGUUUCGUGAGCUCCUCGAGCUUCAAUUCGACGCUUUCGAGACGGCGCAGGACCUGGAACGCGCUGCCGAUGAAGACGAAAGUGCUAGGUCCGGGGUUGUUGGUCGUGGGGGCGUGUAUGCUGUUCACUCGGAUGGCGUUCGCGCUCGGCGCGAUUGAUUUGCCGAGAGACGCAGAGCGCGGAACGUCGACAGCGCUGACGGUGGUGGGGUCGAUGUGCGCGCUCGCGGGGGGGUACUCGACCUUGGUGAUGAUGAUGGUGUGGCGAGGCGAACCUGGGUGGUCGUAUUCGAUGAUUCCUGGGUAUGAUGAACCGUUUUACGAGACGUGA
This is a messenger RNA of Ostreococcus tauri, 501 nucleotides long. RefSeq names its product Protein of unknown function DUF872,transmembrane. The transcript has a single exon. The record is from RefSeq and is a predicted model, not a curated record. Bases 1 to 501 code for a protein of 166 amino acids. NCBI's taxonomy places the organism in Eukaryota, Viridiplantae, Chlorophyta, Mamiellophyceae, Mamiellales, Bathycoccaceae.